Messenger RNA from Physcomitrium patens, 1266 nucleotides. The record is from RefSeq and is a predicted model, not a curated record. Lineage: Eukaryota; Viridiplantae; Streptophyta; Bryopsida; Funariales; Funariaceae.
GGGUCUACUUUUACAUCGACAAAUGUUCCGAGCCGAGACUCGCAAACCAUCUCGAACUUAUCGUCUCCAGGGACCAUCUGCAACAAGCUUGGAGUGAUUCUAGCUUGUCUGCCUCGGAUCUCCGCGUUUGCCCUCGGUGCUGCUGCUUCCACGCCUCCAGCGCUAAGCAGUUUCAGAUAUGGCGGCUCCUGCUACCAACCUUAGGAAGCCGGUGUUCGUGAAAGUUGAUCAGCUGCGCCCGGGAACGUCAGGGCAUACUUUGACGGUCAAGGUGGUGAGUUCGAAGCUGGUUUUGCAGAAGGCACGGCCAGAUGGCAACCAGGUCCGGCAGGUGCGGAUUGCCGAGUGUCUUGUCGGAGACGAGACGGGAGUCAUCGUCUUUACCGCCAGGAACGAGCAAGUCGACCUGAUGAAGGAAGGGAUGAAACUGAUCUUGCGGAACGCAAAGAUCGACAUGUUUAAAGGCUCCAUGCGGUUGGCCGUCGACAAGUGGGGAAGAGUUGAGCCAGCACCCGAUGCGGAAGAUUUUGUUGUGAAGGAGGACAAUAACUUCUCGCUUGUGGAGUACGAGCUUGUGAAUGUCAUCGACGAAUAGAUCAACUGUUACCUCGUUCAGAUACCGCGGUAGCUAAAGCCUCACGGAAAUUCCUCGCUCACCGCACGUCAGCAUCUGAGACAUAAGGAGGAAUAUCGUUUUUCAGUUACAUCAUAUCAGGGAAUGCGAGAGGUUCUUUUACCUUCUGAUUAUCUAUAGUGUGGAGCGCCAACAAAAACUCCCCCAACUCUAACGAUUUUGAAGUGUGUCCUGUGAAUCUCCCCAGAUAAAGUUCUUGAGUAUCAAAUCAACAAUCAACAUAAAUUGUCUUGGCGAGUAUGUUGGGGUAAGUUUUCAACGUCAAUCAUCAAGUUCCGGAUCGGACUCUGUUGCUGUUGAACUAUUUGCAUCCUAAAACUGCCUAGAUCUAUGUUGUCGUAACGCCCAAGUAUGUCGGAGGUUCUAGCACUCCCAUGAUCUGCAAGGCAAUUGGCCCUCCAGUGUGAAACCAGGGUCCGGAUAAUCAUUUUGUUGGCUGAGCCUUCCCGGGCGCUCUGUGUCCUGUCCUCAUCUCCGCAGCCGCUGGUUUAGGAUUUGUUGCAUUUUUUGUUGCGUCGUGGCGCUUAUAUGAUGUAACGGUUCUGUUGAAAUAUAAUGCAAAGGUAUAGUUUGGCCAUGUCUCUUGGGCUUUUACAUCAGUAAAGGCAUGGCUUCUACAAUGAAUGACAAAA